Hippocampus comes (tiger tail seahorse) is the source of this 2439-nucleotide messenger RNA. It is a transcript of the gene zfyve19, whose product is annotated as zinc finger, FYVE domain containing 19. Gene Ontology annotation, molecular function: metal ion binding; phosphatidylinositol-3-phosphate binding. Lineage: Eukaryota; Metazoa; Chordata; Actinopteri; Syngnathiformes; Syngnathidae. The transcript is spliced from 11 exons. Gene Ontology annotation, biological process: abscission; mitotic cytokinesis checkpoint signaling. The record is from RefSeq and is a predicted model, not a curated record. Bases 101 to 1387 code for a protein of 428 amino acids. Gene Ontology annotation, cellular component: midbody; centrosome; cleavage furrow.
AGGGAGGCUUGACGCCGGAUUCCUAUUGACUUUGAAGUUGUGCCGUCUUGCAUUAUAUUAGCUUAAUCAAUGUGUAACUUAUCCUUACAUACCCAUAGGAAUGGAUAACCGUUGUUAUUGUUGCACCGCCAAGUUCGGUGUCUUCAAAAAGGAGUUGGGUUGUAAAAGCUGUGGACGAUCCUUCUGCGCCAGCUGCUUGACUUAUAACGCGGUGGUCCCACGUUAUGGUAACACCCAGCAAAAGGUCUGCAAGCAAUGCCAUGGUAAUCUUACAAGCGGGAAUACUUCAAACGAUGCUGGAAGAUGGUCUCCCCCUGAAAACUACAAAAAGCGAGUUGCUGCAUUUGAAGCCAAACAAGGACAGAAGACACAACCACAUGGAGGCAGUAUACAUUCUCUGGCAAGUCUUCCCCCUCCGAAAGGCCUAAGUAAGGAAGAUCAGACAAUUGCUGAAAGGCUUCAAAAGCUGAAAGAAGACUCUGCGCCAAAGUCUAUUCCAUCUGAACAAGAACUUGAGACUCGGCUCGCUGCCCUUAAAGUUCCCAGCAAGCCUGUGCCUUCUUCCCAGGAGAUGGAAGACCGAUUAGCAGCUUUGAAGGGUCAAACUCCUCCUUCUCAAGCUCCCCCACCUGUCCGCCAGCCUCCAGACAACAGGACUCAGACCGAGCAAGCCAAUGAUCUUCUUACUCAGAUGACAGAGGAGGUUACCAUUGACCAUCAGCUUGCAGAUCCUGGCUACAGCGACGGUGGGCACAUGAAUGAUCUUAACAAAGGAGAGGAUAGGACACUACAGGACAAUAUGGAUGACAACCAAGACCCAAGGAGGCAGCUUGAAACUGAGGCGUCACGUUUGCUUGAAGAGGCCAAUCAGGAGCUGAAGAAGGAUCAUCAUUUCACAGAACAAUUCCACAACAUGGCCAAGAGGCUCGCACAGCUGAAAGGCCAGGACCCCGACAAAGUGAAGAUGGAAGAUUACAAACAUCCCGACAGUGAUGAGGAGACGGAGGACGAAGCCAUAAAAAGGGUUUUAAAGCAGCUGUCAGAAGAAGCUGCGCUAGAUGAGGCCAGUGGCUACAACAUACCUCCAGAACACAGUGGACCCCAAAACACAGAGAAGGAAAAGUCUGCCAAGAAGCCUACUCAAGCUCCGGCAACCAAGAGCAGGACUCCACCAGCAGCUGUAAGAUCAGCUGAUCCGCCAUCAGACAGUGAUGACGACGAACUUCCAUGGUGUUGCAUCUGUAACCGUGACGCCACCUUACGCUGCCACUCCUGUGACGGAGACCUGUACUGCAAUCGCUGCUUCAGGGAAGGACACGAUAAAUAUGACAGGGAGGAGCAUCGCACCACCAAUUACACUGCACCGAAAAAGAAAAGGAAGUCCUGAUGGCGAAACUGCACCGAUGAUGGCGGCCUGAUCAACAGCGCGAAACCGGAUUGAAACACUACUGCAUGUCGAACAAUAUGUGAUGUAUGAAUAAUUAACGCAAUGUUUUUCAUAAUUUGUCAAAAGAGAAAUAAGUCUUGAGUUAUUGGCUAUUUUAAGCAAAGUCUGCGCCGCCUCAGGAUCAAAAAACAUUUUUUGUCAUGUUCUACUCUGCAAUUUGGGGAUUUUUAAAUGUUGACAUCGCAAACAAAAAGCAAUCAUGAGCUCUUUUGGAAUGAUUUAGAAUCGCAGACUGUCAACACUAGACUGACAAAAGAUCCACAGAGUCCGUAUAAAAGGAUUAGGGCAGGUUUUGUUUUCCUUUGGCAGGCGUCUCAGCCACUCCUGUAAUUAGGUUUGGAUGUGUGUCGAACAUCACAGCAUCGCCCCGCUUCUGCUUGCACUUUAAUUUCAUUACAGUGGCUGCUGCGGGGUGUCUUCGAGAGACGCUGAGAUCUAUUUUUGUUGUACUUUUGCAGUCGGUAUAAGCACUUUGCAGAAAUGUGUCAGUCUGUCGGAGAGGUCACAAGUGAAGAGUCUGAUGGCCUCGAUAGUGGAAAUGGGGGCGAUCCAAGCAAAUUACUGUAAUGGAACCUGAUGGAGCCAAAAGACCCUCAUGUGUGACAGAACAGCAGAGUGUAGUCUCAUCAAGACACAUCAAUGUCUACCCGACUGAGGAGGCGCCAUCAUCACGCUCCUCCGGGGGCUCCAUUAAGCUUUGUAUGGAGGUCGUUAAUGUGUUUGCCUUUUCUGGUUAUGUCGUACACAAGACAGGAAAUGGGAGAGGAUAAUGGAUGCAUACCUAAUGGACCUUCCUGCCGAUGAUUUUUUGCUGUGUUUACUCCUAAACUUGACAUGUCAACAUCCCCUUUGGCUUCCUGCGCCGCGCUGAAAGAUGAAUGUCAGAAAAUUGCUUUCUGGAAAUUAUAUUCUGAGUCAUUAAGUCAUUUUUAUGAGGGGGAAUUUAUUGAAAGUGUGUGUGUGUGGAAUAAACAUUUUUUUUGUUCAAUGAA